UUUCCUUUACCCCCCUUUGCGGCUCCGCUCCGCUCCAUUCGAGCGCGGCGCCGCAUCUGCGAGGAUCGGGUGAGAAGAAAAACGUCCUAUCGCCCAACUUGGCAAACUUGCCGGAAUUUCCUGUCCUUUCUCGGAUUCCUUUGCCAGCUGUCGAAAAUGGCCUUGCAGUCGCCUUAUUUCAAACCGAUUAUUCCUUUUAAUGGUCCAAUUUACGGUGGCCUGAAAGAUGGGAUGACUGUAUUAGUCAGCGGAAGUGUUUUGAAGUCCUGCACAAGAUUCCAGGUUGACUUUCAGUGUGGCAAAUCCCAAAUACCCAGAUCAGAUAUCGCUUUCCAUUUCAAUGUCCGUUUUGAUCAGAACUGUAUUGUAUGCAAUUCACACGAAAAGGGAGACUGGAAGCAAGAAGAAAGGAAAUACGAUAUGGUUUUCCACAAAGGGCAACCAUUUGAGAUCCGGUUUCUUGUGAACAUCUCCUCCUAUGUGGUUUUCGUCGAUGGAAAGCUGUUUUUGGAAUUCAAACACAGGAUCCCUCUUUCCCUGGUAGAUACCAUCGGAAUUUCAGGAGAACUAGAUGUUGUCUCGAUCAGCUUCCAAGGUCCGAAUCUUUAUCCAGUUUCUUCCAACCCAGUUUCCCAAACGUUCUCACAGCCAAGUGCCUAUCCCAUUGGACAAUGCUUUCAGCCACAACUUUAUCCUCUCCCUUACCGAGCUACCAUCUUUGGGGGGUUUUGCCCACCCAAAUCAAUAAUGGUUUCAGGCUCUGUGUUCCCUUCUGCUCAGAGGUUCCACAUCAAUCUGAAAGCAGGGAACGAUACUGCAUUCCAUCUCAACCCACGGUUUGAUGAGAACGUGAUUGUUCGAAACUCUAAACUCAACAUGAGCUGGGGGUCAGAGGAGCGACACCUGCCCUAUGGGAUGCCUCUGAUGCGUGGCCAACCCUUUACCAUCUGGAUUCAGUGUGAAGGACACUGCUUUAAGGUGGCUGUGAAUGGACAACAUCAGUUUGACUACAAGCAUCGCAUAUAUAACCUGCUUCAGAUAAAUGUGCUCGAAGUGGACGGUGAUGUAACGUUGACCAACAUCCAAGCUUAGAGUUGCUUGUUUGUGGAUGGAUGGGUGCAAUUGAUGUGAAAUGUUGAGCUUUACUACCUAAAGUUUGAAUAAUUGCUCUUUUCAGUGUUUAAGAACCAUAGAAUUUCAGGUUUCCCCCCCCUCCCAAUCUAAUUGUUUGAAUAAACCCUUUUUGUUUAUAACCUA
Molecule: messenger RNA, 1257 nt
Organism: Thamnophis elegans (Western terrestrial garter snake)
Lineage: Eukaryota; Metazoa; Chordata; Lepidosauria; Squamata; Natricidae
Product: galectin-9B-like
Exons: 9
Coding region: 157-1092 (311 amino acids)
Biological process (GO): negative regulation of type II interferon production; negative regulation of CD4-positive, alpha-beta T cell proliferation; positive regulation of gene expression
Cellular component (GO): cytosol; nucleus
Molecular function (GO): galactoside binding; carbohydrate binding
Source: RefSeq, a predicted model, not a curated record